UCAAAUCCGAGGCUAGGGUUCGAAUCUCCUUGCUACUAAAUUUUAUUUUAUUUUAUUUUACCCUGUUGACUGCCGGCGUUUUUCUCUUCCAUUCCUCCACCACCUAACCCUAAUCCUUCUAUUCAACUACUGCAUCUCGUCUUCUUGUCCUCAACAGGUUAGCUGUUUUUAGUGAUGAAGAUACUGAAAGAGAAUGCAGGGCUUCUUACAAAUUUUGAAGUAGUGGAUUUCCUACGUUCUAGAGGGGCUGCAAAAGAUCCCACAAAGGUGCUUGCUCCCCUAAAACCUUCAGAAUUCAAGGUUUAUGACCACCUAGAGAAGAGUGUGCCUCCCAGUCAAACACGAGAAAGCAUUGUUGAGUUUGUGACAAAAUGUAAACCUUACAAGCUUUCAAACCCUGAGAUGACGAGUGUCAUCAACAUUAGGCCCACAUGUGAAGUGGAAAUCGACCCUCUGAUAGAGGAUCUUGAGUCACGCCUUGGUGAAAAUGUGGGUGAAUUGGUGGAGUUGAUUAAGCAAGUGUUUCCCCCUUCUCCUGAUGAAAGUGAAUCUGAUGAAUGAAAAGAAAGCAAGGAGCUUAUAAUGUAGGGUACUAUUUGUCUUAUGUUAAGGCGCUCUAGUGUCUUUAUGAUAAAGUGAUGCAAUUUUUUUUUUUUUUUAUAGUAGUCGACUUUAUUGCCUAUGUGCUAAGUACUAACACUUCCUUGAGUUUAAUCACAAGCUGUUGUUUUUAA
This is a messenger RNA of Lactuca sativa (garden lettuce), 734 nucleotides long. RefSeq lists its product as uncharacterized. Gene Ontology annotation, cellular component: RNA polymerase III complex. The record is from RefSeq and is a predicted model, not a curated record. Gene Ontology annotation, molecular function: nucleotide binding. NCBI's taxonomy places the organism in Eukaryota, Viridiplantae, Streptophyta, Magnoliopsida, Asterales, Asteraceae. Gene Ontology annotation, biological process: transcription initiation at RNA polymerase III promoter.